GCUCGACACUCGCUCGGUUCGGUAUUAGUUUUUGGUUUUCGGUUUUCGGCUUUUGGUUUUAGUCCCCAUUUUUCAGCUUCAUUUUCAUUUUUGGCCGUUGGACUUGGAUCAAGUUUUGUGCUCACUUUAUUUUUUUGGUGUACCAAAAAGUGUAAUCCGUGCAAUCUGGUGAAUGUUGUCCGAGUUUGCUCGCUCCAAGGAGUGAUCGUCGUGUUUUGGCCGAAUCAGAGGGGUCAAGCAGCCUCAUCAUCAUCAGUGUUUUGCGGAAGCUAUUACCAUAACUCAUAGUGGAGUUGACCAUAAGUGGAAUAUUGUAAUCAUGGUGUUGCAUCACCUUCUCCUACUGCCCCUCGUCUUGAUGACUGGUGUUCAAGCUGUCUUAUCACCGCCUUCUGGCUACGAUGACGACACUUCGCCUCUGCCACUUCGAUUGGAGGACUUGGAACGGGAACAGGAACAGCCACUGCAUCAGCUUUUGGACGUCAAUCAGGCGCCUCUCCUACCCAACCGCUACGAAUGGAGACCGGAAGUAGCCGCCAGUCUGCCGCCCAGUUACAUACAGCAUGCCGCACAACGGGAGCUGGAGCUUGAGCGGCUGCAACGUUUGGAGGAGCUGCGGCAAUUGCAGCGGCAGCAUCAGCAACUCAGUGCGGGCUACGCCUUCCCCGCCCGCCUGCCGGGCGGUGUGCUUUUCGUUGAUCCCACGGCUGCCACACCCACUCCCACGCCAUCGGCAGCAACAACGGUAGCCUCCUCUUCUUUUCGAUUAACCAGACCCAUAAAACCCUACGACUUGGAUUUGGGCCAUAACGGCAUUCAGUAUGUGUCCAAUAAUGAAUUGCCGCCCCUUCCGGUACCACGCCCCUUGCCGCCACCACACAAUAGGCCGCCUUUCAUCUAUGGAUUCACCCAGGGCAACAGACCCACCAACAACAAGCUGGUCCAGCCCCUGGUCGUCCAGCAGUCCAAGCAAUUCGCCUACGCCCCCGCACCGCCUCCACAGCGACAUUACGCCAAUGGACCUCGGAUUCCACUCCCAUAUCCUCCGAGUUUUGUGAGCAUUACGACCCGCAGACCCGGCUUGGACAGGGUCAGACCGUUCCGGCCAUCGCAGCCGGAUCCCACGCCCGAUUUAUUUGCCGGGCGUUCCUCGAAAUCCCUGCUAGACUCCUAUAUUCCCAGCUGGGAGGUGUUGCGCCUAAUCAGGGAGCGCAGUCCGCAGCAAGGAUUCACACCCAUCCAACGCCAAACGCUCGCUUAUCCAGCUCCAACGCAUUUGAGACUCUAUAAGCGAGAUUUCCAAGUAGACCGGACGAGAAGCGUGAAGAAAUCGCUGGGACAACCGGAAAACACAAAGACAAAAAGCUAGUGCGGGUCUAGCCCAACGAUUUUUUUUUACAUACUAAUAUUAAUAUAUGUACCUACAAGUACGAAUAUUU
Drosophila eugracilis is the source of this 1439-nucleotide messenger RNA. RefSeq lists its product as uncharacterized. The coding region runs from base 320 to 1369 and encodes 349 amino acids. The transcript is spliced from 3 exons. NCBI's taxonomy places the organism in Eukaryota, Metazoa, Arthropoda, Insecta, Diptera, Drosophilidae. The record is from RefSeq and is a predicted model, not a curated record.